GAAUAUUGUAUACGGUUUUGGUUACUCGUUAUGGUUCGCAAUCAGUUGCCAGCACAAGUGGUUAAUCGAAGAAAAAGGGAUGUUAAAAUGAACAUGUUUUUCUCAUGUUUUUUUUUACUCAGAAAUACGAUUUGUAUCGGUUGGAGAGCGGCCCGUCGGAGAAGGUGACAAUAAACGAAGAGGAGGCGAUUUACGCGCUGAGAACGAUGUUCUACAUCAGGCGAAUGGAAAGCAAGGCGGCGGAAUUAUACAGAAUGCGCUUGAUCAACGGUUUCCUUCAUUUGUAUGCUGGUCAGGAAGCAAUAGCCGUUGGUACGAAGAUGUCGAUAUUGGAAAAGGACUGUGUGAUCUCGGCUUACCGAUGUCACGGUUUCGCGGUGGUAUUCGGUGUACCGGCACGAAACGUUUUCGCGGAGCUGAUGGGUCGCAAGACUGGAGCCUCGAGAGGGAAAGGCGGCUCCAUGCACAUGUACGCGAAUCAAUUUUACGGUGGCGAAGGGAUCGUUGGCGGUCAGGUACCGAUCGGCACCGGACUUGGAUUGGCUCAGAAGUACAAGGGCACGGGCGGAGUUUCUUGGACGUUUUACGGAGACGGCGCUGCGAACCAGGGUCAGGUCCACGAGGCGUAUAACAUGUCGAAAUUGUGGAACCUGCCGGUGGUGUACAUAUGCGAGAAUAACAAAUACGCGAUGGGGACCUCGGUGGAGAGGCACUCGGCCAACACCAACUUGUACACUCGGGGAGAUCUAAUUCCAGGAGUGAGGGUAGAUGGCAUGAGAGUGAUGGACGUUCGCGAGGCUAUGAAAUUCGCGAGGGACUACGCUCUACGAAACGGCCCGAUUCUCCUCGAGAUGGUCACCUAUCGUUACUACGGGCACAGCAUGAGCGAUCCUGGCAUCUCGUAUCGUUCGCGAGAGGAAGUGAAAACGACACAGACCGAGCGAGACCCUAUAGAGUUACUGAGCAAACUGCUCGUAGAGAACGGCGUGAAAACCGAAGCGGAAAUUCUUGAGUUGAGGCAGAGUACGUACAAAGUAGUGGACGACGAAGUGGAGCAAGCUAAAGCCGAUUCGUAUCCGGAGAUGUCGGAGAUCGCGACGGACAUUUACGUGAAACCGUUGGAAAAAGUACGCGGCAAAGCACCUUGGGAAAUUUAUUGAAAAAGAAAACAACAAAAUAGCGAAUUUCUUUCUUUGUACUCGCAGUCUUGCGUUCGUUGGUAAAAUAAAUUAAUAUUUAUUCCAAGCGUUUUACGGUCAACACUAAAAUGCAUCGGUAAUUCGAUCGAGAGAAAAGAAAAAACAAAAAGAAAUUGCACAAGACUCGUGGAGAGAGAAAGAAGAACACGUCGCAGAGCGUGUGCUAUGCGAGUGGCAAUGUUUGCUUCUUGGUAGUUUUCUUACUCCGUCAAUUGGAAUGAUCAAUUAAAACAUGUCGCGCCGCGUCAAUUCGCGAUCGAGAAGAGGAGAGCACGAAGCGAGGAGAACGAACGCGAGAGAGACGGAAGAUUAUUACAGCAAAAGGGAACAACGGUU
This is a messenger RNA of Frieseomelitta varia, 1535 nucleotides long. Its product is annotated as pyruvate dehydrogenase E1 component subunit alpha, mitochondrial-like. Gene Ontology annotation, molecular function: pyruvate dehydrogenase (acetyl-transferring) activity. The record is from RefSeq and is a predicted model, not a curated record. Gene Ontology annotation, biological process: pyruvate decarboxylation to acetyl-CoA. Gene Ontology annotation, cellular component: intracellular membrane-bounded organelle. The transcript has 5 exons. Bases 105 to 1160 code for a protein of 351 amino acids. NCBI's taxonomy places the organism in Eukaryota, Metazoa, Arthropoda, Insecta, Hymenoptera, Apidae.